GAACGAGAAGAAAGCCAAACGUAUGCUCCUCCUUUUUAGUGCAAAUAAAUAAAUGGCAAAGAGAGGAAACAUGCAUAGCUAACAACAAGAGAGUAAAGAUGGAAGAGACAGUGCCUAACAUUGAAGAGAAGGCAUGGCCUGCGCAAGAGCUAAGGAAGUUAAGCUUCAUGGCCGCACCAAUGGUGGUCGUUUCAGUAUCACAGUACCUGUUGCCGACCGUUUCACUGAUGAUGGCAGGCCACCUUGGUAGCUUACCCCUUUCUGGUGUGUCAGUUGCUUCUUCCUUCACCAAUGCUACUGGCUUCGCUCUCCUUAUAGGAUUAUCUGGAGCUCUAGAAACUCUGUGUGGGCAGGCUUAUGGAGCAGGCCAAUACAAAAAGUUUGGAAGCUAUCUCUACUGUGCAAUAAUAUCUCUACUUCCAAUUUGUCUUCCUGCAUCUAUUCUGUGGAUAUUCAUGGACAGAAUAUUGAUAUCAAUAGGUUUAGACCCUAAAAUUUCAAUGGAAGCUUGCAGAUACUCAAUUGGACUUAUACCAGCUUUAUUCGGCUUUGCAAUUCUUCAAUCUUUGGUUCGCUACUUCCAAACUCAAAGUUUGAUUCUUCCAAUGCUCAUAAGCUCUUGUGCAACUCUUUCAGCCCAUAUUCCACUCUGUUGGGCUUUAGUUUUUAAGUGGGAAUUUGGAGCUAUUGGAGGAGCGAUGUCCAUUGGUCUGUCUUAUUGGUUAAAUGUUAUCUUUCUUGCUUGUUACAUGAGAUGGUCUUCUUCUUGUGAGAAAACAAGAGUCCUCUGCUGGAAAGAUGUUUUCUCAAGCAUUAGCGAGUUUUGGCGCUUCGCCCUCCCGUCUGCUGUAAUGGUUUGUCUUGAAUGGUGGACAUUUGAGCUACUUACAUUGCUAGCUGGAUUCCUACCAAAUUCGAAGCUUGAAACAUCAGUUCUUUCUAUCUGCAUUACGACUACAACAGUAAACUACUAUGUACAAUAUGGUCUUGGCGCUGCUGCGAGCACUCGAGUCUCUAACGAGCUAGGAUCAGGAAAUCCACAGAAAGCUCGAUCUGUCGUUCGUGUAAUACUUGCUGUUUCAAUUACAGAGGCAGUUAUAGUAAGCACAGCACUCUUCUGCUGCCGCAGGAUUUUUGGAUAUGCGUACAGCAACGACAAGGAAGUUGUGAACUAUGUUACUGAAAUAGCUCCCUUGCUUUGUCUUUCGGUUAUAAUGGAUAGCUUACAAGCAGUACUUUCUGGGAUUGCCAGAGGAUGUGGGUGGCAACGCACAGGGGCAGUUAUCAACUUCAGCGCGUAUAAUUUUGUUGGAGUUCCAGUGUCUGUUGUGUUAUGCUUUGUUGUACAUCUUAAAGGCAAAGGGCUUUGGAUUGGAGUACUUACAGGGUCUGUUGUGCAAGUAGCAUUGCUCGCCCUCAUGACUGCUUCAACAGAUUGGCAGAAACAGGCAACCAUGGCAAAGGAGAGAAUGUUUAAGAGACAAUUGGAGCAGACAAUGGAUGGAAUUGAACUUUGAAGAACGAAAAAGGAAAAAGCAGAGAGGAAAGUCCAAACGGAAUGUUUAAUCAAAAUGUUAUUUUACUUGACGUGGUUAUACUAAUCAACCUAACAAUUGUGUACCAAUUUAUAUUUCAUAUCUAUUAGCAUAUUACAGGGUUUAAAGACCAAUUUUGCCCCUUGAA
Ricinus communis (castor bean) is the source of this 1683-nucleotide messenger RNA. Its product is annotated as protein DETOXIFICATION 9. Bases 99 to 1517 code for a protein of 472 amino acids. Gene Ontology annotation, biological process: xenobiotic detoxification by transmembrane export across the plasma membrane. Gene Ontology annotation, molecular function: xenobiotic transmembrane transporter activity; antiporter activity. The transcript is spliced from 7 exons. Gene Ontology annotation, cellular component: membrane. Lineage: Eukaryota; Viridiplantae; Streptophyta; Magnoliopsida; Malpighiales; Euphorbiaceae. The record is from RefSeq and is a predicted model, not a curated record.